Molecule: messenger RNA, 3155 nt
Organism: Colius striatus (speckled mousebird)
Lineage: Eukaryota; Metazoa; Chordata; Aves; Coliiformes; Coliidae
Gene: CRYL1
Product: crystallin lambda 1
Exons: 8
Coding region: 117-1061 (314 amino acids)
Biological process (GO): fatty acid metabolic process
Molecular function (GO): L-gulonate 3-dehydrogenase activity; NAD+ binding
Source: RefSeq, a predicted model, not a curated record
GGCCGUGACAUGGAGGGAGCUGGGGCGAGGGGGCCGGUCGCUCGUUAAGGCAGCGGUGGCAGUGUCGCUGUGCUGGUUCCCUAUCGCCCAUCUCCUGAUCCCCGGCCCCCGCAGGCAUGGAGCCCUCUCAGGUUGCGGUCAUCGGCAGUGGUCUCAUUGGUCGCAGCUGGGCUAUGGUAUUUGCUGCUGGAGGCUUUAGAGUGAAACUGUAUGAUAUUGCACAGCAGCAGCUAACAAGUGCACUGGAAAAUAUACGCAAACAAAUGAAAGAGCUGGAGGAGUCGGGGUUCUUGAGAGGAGCUUUGAGUGCAGAGCAGCAACUGUCUCUCAUUAGCAUCUGUACAGACCUGAAGGCAGCAGUAGAGGGUGCUACUUUCAUUCAGGAGUGUACUCCAGAGAACCUGGAACUGAAGAAGAAGAUUUUUGGUCAGUUGGAUGUUAUUGUUGGUGCCAAUGUUGUCUUGAGCAGCUCGACCUCUUGUCUCUUACCCAGCAAAUUGUUCACUGGUCUUAAACAUGUUAAGCAGUGUAUUGUGUCACAUCCCGUAAAUCCACCUUACUUUGUGCCAUUGGUUGAAAUUGUUCCUCAUCCAGAAACAGAUGCUUCUACUAUAGAGAAAACAUAUGCCCUGAUGAAGAAGAUUGGUCAAUCUCCUGUCAAACUAAACAAAGAAAUUGAGGGGUUUGUUCUGAACCGGCUCCAGUAUGCAGUGAUAAGUGAAGCCUGGAGACUUGUGGGUGAUGGAGUGGUGUCUCCUACUGAUCUAGACCUUGUGAUGUCUGAUGGAUUGGGAAUGCGAUAUGCAUUUAUUGGACCUCUGGAAACAAUGCAUCUUAAUGCAGAAGGUAUUUCAAAUUAUUGUGAAAGGUACCGUGAAGGUAUGAGACUUGUUCUGAACACCUUUGGCCCGGUUCCAGAAUUCUCAGGUGAAAUUGAGCAGAAAAUCUCUCAGGCAAUGUCUGAAAAAAUCCCAGUUGCUCCAAAAGCCCUGGAUGCCAGGAGAAAAAGGAGAGAUGACUAUCUCACUGGUCUUGCCAAGCUGAAGAAACAAAUGAACUGAGGUGCACCUGUCUAACAGGAGAGACCAAAUGAAGAGCAAAUCUUCAUAAAGAGUGGAAAUUUUUGGUCCUGCAGAAGAGGAGACUGAAUGUGCAGCCAAUGAUAACGCACAAAUGCAGAAAGCGAUGAGACGUUUGUUCCAAAUUUGUUGUGACGUGAUUUGUGAAUAACUGGGAACGGUUAUCCAAAAGUUCCUUUGACAUUGAUCAGAUUGCUAGCUAUGUGCAUUAGAUGUGUAAGCAUUAAGCAGCUUUAGCAACAUUAAUAUUGUGCAAUGCUGGGACACAAUCAUAUUUUAAAUGAUGCAUUUUUCAGCUCGCUUAGGAAUCGAGCACUUGAACAAUGUUUGCUUAUGCAGGGAUCUGAAAUGGGCAAACGUCAGCUGUUUGUCACUGGAGGAAAUAAGCCCUCACCCACCAGUCACUGUGUCAGCGAGGUUAAUUUGUAAAGCACUGACAUAGAUAGGAGCAUGUUGUAUGGAGCAUGUUGUAUUGAGCAAGGAGUAGAUUCACUGGCCAGUGAGCUGAGACCUCAACAGUAGUAAGGGUCGCUUCAGCUUGUAUAUGUAACUGCUCCACCACGUAGGGAAAAGAAUUACUUCUCCUUUCCCUCCUAUUGGCACUUUUGUACCUGUGUGAUGAUUCACAGGUGAGUAAAUAGAGCAAAAUUCCCCCCUCAGCCCCUACCCCUAGAUCGGUAAGACGUACCACAGACCUACUCAGUCUUUAAGACCACGAACUUGAUACGUCAUGGCUUUGCCUCGAGCUUGUCAAGACAUUAGAUGCUGGCUGUUGGCAUCGCUGCCUAAGUACGUGUCCCGCUUUGAGACUUGUCUAUAAGAAAGGAGAUAAUUUGAUUUAAUAGCUAGUUUGUGAGACAGUAUGGUGUAGUGGAUUGGCCUGGGCUUUCUCCAGGCCGCUCCAUGACUGUCUGUGUGAUCUUGGGAAGCCAGUUCACCUCUCUGUUGCUAUGUCUAUCUUAUGCAUUAUCUGAAGCAAGCACUGCUUCUUUAGGACUCGGCUGUACUGAAUAAGACAGUGGCACCUGAAGGAACCCCAGGUAUCUGCUGCUUUACUCCCCUACAGAAGGAAAGAUGCAGUGGCUUAGAUGCAGCAUUUAUGCUUUCCUGCUGCCCUUCCUACGGGAGGCACAACAUCUCCUCCACAUACCGGAGUCAGUGUACACCUGGAAGUAGUAAUACCCUCAGUUGCUGCAGUGGUGUGUUUUGGUCCACAGCAGACAAUGUCUGUACCUUGUAAUAUAGUUAGACUUUGAUCUUAGCUGGAACCUUGGGGCAUUAUUGUUAUGCGGGUAGUAAGAAUAACUUGCAACAGCGCGUUGCACCCACCCUGCUUGAGUUAAACAUUUCUGAACUCAUACUAACUGGUCGUGUAACUUCAGUCAGAGCAGAGAUGUAGAUGUUUUAAGCUGUCAUUUUGCUAAUGCUCUGCUAAUGCAGCACACAGACAGGUUGCUUAAACUUAAUAGUUUCCAUUUAGAGCUGAACAGCAGAAAUAUCUGUGUUAACACACCAGUACCACCUAUUUCUACUUAGGUCACAGUAAAGGAGACCAAAGAUAAUUGUUUUGCUUGACACAAGUGGUGGGCCAAGAACACAUCUCUGGAUGCAAAACAUGGGAUGGGAGGCACAACACAGAGGUUGUCCUGUGCUGCUUUAUAAUCAAUGGAGAAAAGGGAAAUUUUGUAAGCUCAAUUUAUUUUAUCACAAUAUAGACCUCAAAUUACCAGCUUCUUCCAUUGCUUUUUAUUGGCACGGUGACUGGCUCAACCAGUGUUUACCUGUCUGAAGUUGGAGAGGUCAGUCCUCACUCCUGAUGCCUUAUUAAGCAAUAGUAAAUUAACUGUGGAGCUGAUUUCCACAUUUUAUGUCUGUUUUUGUAUUUGAGACAAAGCCAUAGGAAGUUUCAGUUACUUUUAGGAUUAGACGUGUUUGCUAUGAGCAUAUGACAUCGUCAUAACUAAUUAGCACACAUUGCUUCUGUUUAUUCUGAGAUGUUUUUAAACACGAUCAUGUCAUCACAUAGUUGCCUCUGCCUUUAUUAUUUGCUUAUGAAUAAAAUAUUUUAAUGAGAAA